Messenger RNA from Xiphias gladius (swordfish), 1888 nucleotides. Its product is annotated as syntaxin-12-like. NCBI's taxonomy places the organism in Eukaryota, Metazoa, Chordata, Actinopteri, Istiophoriformes, Xiphiidae. The record is from RefSeq and is a predicted model, not a curated record. Gene Ontology annotation, biological process: intracellular protein transport; vesicle-mediated transport; vesicle fusion. Gene Ontology annotation, cellular component: SNARE complex; postsynaptic recycling endosome; endomembrane system. Bases 265 to 1071 code for a protein of 268 amino acids. Gene Ontology annotation, molecular function: SNARE binding; SNAP receptor activity. The transcript has 11 exons.
CAGGGAGGAUCCACCUGGAGUCCGCCGUGACAGGUGACCGACUUCAACCACCAGCUGCUUUGGUUCCAGCCGGGAAUCUCUGGACCGACAGCUGAAGCCUGGUGGGCGUGGUCUCCGAACAUGUGAGACGUUACGCCAUAACGUCACAGAUCAGGAAGGGCAGUAUCUUGACAGCGGAACGAAAAACAUUACGCCUGUGUGUUCAUUUGAAACAGCCAAAUAAAUAAAAUUCAGCUCCAAAGGCAAGAGCUCAUUUUGGCAGACAUGUCAUACGGCAAAGCAGAGAGCUACCGCCCUGUGCCACGGGACUUCAACACCCUCAUACAAACAUGCAGCUCCAACAUCCAGAAGAUCACACAGAACACUGCUCAUAUCAAGAGCAUGGUGAACCACCUGGGGACCAGACAGGACACCAGUGAACUCCAGGAUCGUCUGCAGCAGAUGCAACACUAUACUAACCAACUGGCAAAAGAAACCAACAAGCAUCUGAAAGAGUUGGGAUCAAUCCCUUUGCCCUCAUCCCCCUCAGAACAAAGGCAGCAAAAGAUCCAGAGGGACCGGUUGAUGAAUGAUUUCUCAGCAGCUCUCAACAACUUCCAAGCAGUCCAGCGGCGUGCAGCAGAGAGGGAAAAGGAGUCAGUAGCCAGAGCGAGGGCUGGAUCCCGCCUAUCAACUGAAGACAGUUCACGGGAUGAAAAGCUUGUUUCUUUUGAUAACCAAGAGGAUUGGGGUCAGAUGACCACCCAGACAGAGGAAUUGGCCGUCACAGAGGAGGACCUGGAGCUCAUCAAGGAGAGAGAAACCAACAUCAGACAGCUAGAGUCUGACAUCAUGGAUGUAAACCAGAUCUUCAAGGACCUGGCAGUGAUGAUCCACGAUCAGGGAGAAAUGAUUGAUAGCAUUGAGGCAAAUGUGGAGAAUGCUGAAGUGCAUGUAGAACGAGGAACAGAGCAGCUCCAGAGAGCCAACUACUACCAGCAAAAGUCUCGGAAGAAGAUGUGUAUCCUUGCUAUGGUUGGUUCCAUCGUACUCGUAAUACUUGGCAUCAUUAUCUGGGAAGCUGCUAAGUGAGUUGACUCCACACAACCAGUGUGGCACUACUAUAUUUUACUCUGCCACCUCUCACCUACAAGUACCUGCUUGGAAUCAUGAAAAGUGCAAGAAGAGGCUGAUCACUUCGUUAAGGUCAGCGGAGUAAGUUUAUGCAGAGGGCUGGUCGGUGUGGAAAACAUACUCAUCUGAUCUGACCAAGCCUGUUUCUGUAAAAUAGCUGAAAAACAUGAAAACUGAGAAAUAGAGGGUGUAGGACUGAGGGGCUCUAGAGGCCGAUUUAAGAUCUGAGAUUCCUUAAUUUGCCUCAUUCAUUAAUUUCUUGUCUUAUUUACUGCACUAACACUAGUUGUCACUGUAUUUCAAAUGUAAAAAUGAUAUUGGGAAUGGUUUCAGAAUAGGCAAAAAAAAAUAAAAAAACACAGCUUGUUAAAGUGAAUAAAUCUGUGGUUUUUAGGGGUUGUAAAUUAUUUUUUUGUUACCUGUUGCUGUGUUACCUGCUGAUGUAAAGUGUGUGGAGUGCCACAGGCUCUGCUUUGACUCUUGGCCUUCACAGUAACGUUACAUGGGACUUUUAUGACUUCUGGUGGUGAAGGCAGAUGUAGUUGUACUAUCUAUGUUGUAAAAUGACAGCUCUAACAGAUUACCAAUAUAAAUCAAAUCCAUGUCUGUAAAUAUUACAAAGUGCUGCAUUAUAUUCUGCUAGGAUCAUUAUGAAUGAUAAAUAAUGACAGUAACUCAAAAAUGAAACUCUGGUCUUCAAACAAAACAUAUUUAAAUUGAUUUCUAUGACUCCUGACAGUAUGCAUAAUAAAUGUUUUAAACUCUUUUAACACUC